Molecule: messenger RNA, 964 nt
Organism: Grus americana (Whooping crane)
Lineage: Eukaryota; Metazoa; Chordata; Aves; Gruiformes; Gruidae
Product: stearoyl-CoA desaturase-like
Exons: 2
Coding region: 285-707 (140 amino acids)
Molecular function (GO): oxidoreductase activity, acting on paired donors, with oxidation of a pair of donors resulting in the reduction of molecular oxygen to two molecules of water
Source: RefSeq, a predicted model, not a curated record
UCCCCUCCCGGGCACGCCGAGAGCCGGGCCCCCGCCGCGACUCGCCGCGCUGACCCCGCGCAUCCCAACCGCGGGCAGGGGGUCACCGGGAGGCCGGGGCGCAGAGAGCCCGGCCCCGCCAGCCGCCAAGCCAGCAGCCCCGCUUAAAUACCUCCGCGCCCGCCUCCCUGAGCCGCACAGCUCGCCGGGCGAGGGGCCGACAAGAGCCAGCCUCCUCCCGCCACCGCCGCCGGGGACCUGCGCGCCCGCGUACCGCCGCCGAGGAGCAGAGACAGGGCGGCCCCAUGCCUGCGCACUUGCUGCAGGAGGAGGAGUUCUCCUCCGCUUCCAGCACCACCGUCGGCACCGUCACCUCCCGGGUGACCAGGAAUGGAGAUGCCGUCACGGAGAAGGACUUCCUCAAUCACGAGGAGCUGGCAGGAGACCGGGGCAUGAUAGACGAUAUCUUUGAUGAGACCUACCGGGAGAAAGAGGGCCCCAAGCCCCCCAUGCGAUACGUCUGGAGGAAUAUCAUCCUCAUGAGCCUGCUGCAUCUAGGGGCCGUAUUCGGGUUGAUGCUGAUACCUUCUGCAAAGAUCCAGACGCUGGCAUGGGGUAAGCACCUUCCUCCAUUUGUUUCUUGGCAUCUGCAAGCCCCUUAUGGGUCGAGGUGGUAUUUUUGUUUUCCUCCAGGCCCACACACUCGGGGAGGAGAAAGAAGGAAGUAGAAGCCUUCUGUUAGAAGCAGCUACUCAGCCAGCUUUGCAGCAAGCUGUGGGAGGGCUUGCUAGUGUCUCUUGUAAGGUCAUGCAUGAGAGGGAACGAUUUGGCAGGGGACUGCUUGGCUGCUUAGAGAGCAAACUUGAUUCACAGGCAUCAGGCUUGGAAGUAGCCCGCACCCGAAUGCACGGCCACUUCUAGGGUGAAGCAUAGAAAAUGUUUGAUGGAGUACUGACAGUCCCAGAAAGUUAGGGAGAAAGAUGCU